Exaiptasia diaphana is the source of this 3591-nucleotide messenger RNA. RefSeq lists its product as uncharacterized. Gene Ontology annotation, biological process: DNA integration. Gene Ontology annotation, molecular function: nucleic acid binding. The transcript has a single exon. NCBI's taxonomy places the organism in Eukaryota, Metazoa, Cnidaria, Anthozoa, Actiniaria, Aiptasiidae. The record is from RefSeq and is a predicted model, not a curated record. Bases 1 to 3591 code for a protein of 1196 amino acids.
AUGAAAACAAAACUCGGCUGGAUCCUUUCAGGGCCAACUACAUGUAAGUCUGAGUGUAUUGAAGGAGAAGACAACGUGAACUUGAUAUCCACACAUGUACUCAAGGUAGAAACAAGUACCCUUAACCAGAUUCAAGUAGACAGGCAUCCACAUCCUUCAUGUGCACAAUUCUGGGACAUGGAAAUGAUCGGUACGUGUGCCAGAGAAGAAAACAAACAAGAUGACAARGAACUGUCMAUAGAUACUGAAUUCAWUGAWGGAAUCUAUCAAGUAAAACUACCAUUCAUCGCAGAACAUUCUACGAUCCCCGACAAUUACAGUACAUCAUUCAAGCGACUCCAUUCACUACAUAAGCGUCUUCAAAAGAAUCCAGACAUUCUAAAACAAUAUGAUGAAGUUAUCAAAGAUCAGAUUGAAAAGGGAGUAGUGGAAAGAGUGACUGACUCAAGUGAUGUAGAAGUAGGAAAAGUUCACUAUUUACCUCACCGAGAAGUGAUACGUACUGAUCGAUCGACUACUAAACUUCGAGUGGUGUAUGACGCUUCCAGCAAAAGCCCCCAAAAUGUUGGACCCAGUCUCAAUGAAUGUCUCCACACAGGUGAAAGUCUUAAUCCAUUACUUGUUGACAUUCUUCUCAGAUUUCGCACUCAUCGUAUAGCAUUAACAGCAGACAUCGAAAAGGCCUUUCUGAAUAUCAGUAUUUCACCUGAACAUAGAGACUAUUUACGAUUUUUAUGGAUAAAUAACAUUGACGAUGAUAAUCCAAAUAUUGAAGUUUACCGUUUUACGCGAUUGGUCUUCGGGUUGACAUCMAGCCMRUAUAUAUUGAAUGCUACAAUACGUCACCAUUUGAAUCAAUAUGUUGAUCACGACCCAGAAUUCGUCACGGAAGUUAUCAAUUCAUUGUAUGUUGAUGAUUACRCAUCAGGAUCAGACGACGUCCAAACAGCAGCCAAACUGGCAUCCAARGUAAAGCAGCGAAUGCAAAGUGGAGGAUUCAACAUGCGAAAGUUUAUGAGUAACUCAAAGGAACUUAAUACGGAACUUCAUAAUAAUGAACUCUUUCAUGAUAGUUGUGUAAACCCUGUAGACGUUACAGAAUAUCAAAUGCUUGGUCUAACAUGGAACACUGACACUGACACCUUUGUCAUGAAACUUGAUAAGGUGACAGAAGAAUUAGCUAAAACCACUUCAAUCACAAAAAGAGUCGUAUUGAGUACAGCUGCUAAAUUCUAUGAUCCAUUAGGAUUUAUAUCACCAGUCGUACUUCAGAUGAAAAUCCUUUUUCAAGAAAUUUGCAAGAGAAAACUUGAUUGGGAUGAACCACUUCCAGAGGAUAUGAUCAAGAACUUUAAUUCAAUCAUUUCAGAUWUGAACAAAACAUGUGCAAUCACUCUCAACAGAUGUUGUAUUGAUCCAAGUAUUUCAAGGGAAGAAAUCAAGUCUACAMAACUACAUGCAUUCGGAGAUGCAUCAGAAAGAGCAUAUGGUUCAGUUGUCUAUGUACGAGUCGAGUAUACUUCCAAGAUUUGUUGUUAUCUUGUAGCCUCCAAAACAAGAAUCGCGCCUCAGAAUGAACAAACAAUACCUCGCUUGGAAUUACAAGCAGCUGUAGUGACAGCAAGAUUGGCCAUGCAUACCAAAGAAGUAAUACAGGAAGUUCUCCCUAUUGAUGAGGUUAUACUUUGGUCUGAUUCAUCAGUUGUCCUACACUGGAUAAUUAAUGGAGCUAAAAAACAGAAACAAUAUGUACAAAACAGAAUUAAGGAACUUAAUGAAUUAACACAACCAAUGCAAUGGAGAUAUUGUCCAUCACUGGAAAACCCAGCAGAUAUUGCCUCGAGAGGAGUUUUAGCUUCACAAUUGAUCAAUAAUGACAAAUGGUUCAAGGGACCUCAAUUCUUAUCCAAACCACCAGAAUCUUGGCCUUCACAAGAUGUAAUCACAAAACACAAGAGACAAAUAGAAGAGAUAAUUAAGUUUGAAACAGUGGAAUCUACCAGUGUCAACAUCAACAUAGUCAAGAAAUCAGAAGUACAACCAGAAGCUGUAAUCCCUAUAAGUAACUAUAGUGACUUUCAACAUAUUCUUAGAGUAACAGCUUAUGUACUACGUUUUAUUGCAAAUUUACGUCGGAAGAAGUCAAAACAGCCACUUGUCGUCGAGUCUCUCAGUGUUCAAGAAUUAAACAAUGCAGAAAAGUCGUGGAUAAGAACAAUGCAGUAUUCUAUUAAACUGUCGCCUGACAAAACCAAACAGCUCACAACUUCGUUAAACUUGUUUAUGGAUGAAGACGACAUCAUUCGUUGUAAAGGAAGAUUGAAGAAUGCGUCUGUAYCUUACGAUACAAGAAACCCUAUCCUGUUACCUAGUGAUCAUUAUCUUACGGAACUUAUAAUUCGCAACUGUCAUGACAAUGUYAUGCAUAAUGGAGUAAAGGAAACCCUUGCUGAAGUAAGAAAGAAGUUUUGGAUAAUACGAGGAAGGCAAGUUGUAAAGAAGCAUCUUUCAAAAUGUGUUACRUGCAAGAGAAUACAAGGGCAACCUUAUAGAGCAACAGUACCACCUCCACUACCAAGCKUCAGAUUGUCAGAUGAUUAUGCCUUUACUAGAAUUGKAAUUGACUUUGCUGGACCUGUAUAUGUCAAGGACAUUUAUAGAGAUGGACAAUCAAACAAAGCAUACAUAGUUCUAUAUACAUGUGCUUCAAGUAGAGCAGUCCACUUGGAUUUGGUACCUGAUUUGAGUGCAGACUCAUUUAUAAGAAGUCUUAAAAGAUUCUUCGGAAGAAGAGGAAUACCAGUUUUCAUAUUGUCAGACAACGGAAAGACUUUCAAGGACAAAAAACUCAAAAAGUUUGUGCUAAGUAAGAAUAUUGAAUGGAAGUACAAUGUUGAACGUGCCCCAUGGUGGGGAGGUUUCUUUGAAAGGCUAGUACGAUCUAUCAAAAGACCAUUACGGAAACAGUUGAACAAUGCAAGACUUAAUUAUGAAGAAUUCCUGACAAUAUUGAUUGAAGUCGAAGGAGUGUUGAACUCCAGACCACUCACAUAUGUUUAUGAUGAAAUUGACGAAAUCCUGACACCAUCUCACCUAGUCUUAGGACGACGUCUCAUGACACAACCUGGUAAAUCACACAUAUAUAGUGAUGAUUGUGUAGUUGAUACACCAAAGGAACUUAACAAAAGAAGUUGUUACUUACAGAAAAUACUGGACACAUUUUGGCUGAGAUGGCAGAAAGAAUAUUUAACUGAACUCAGAGAACAUUAUCAUUACAAGAAUAUUAGUAAUCAACCAAGUGCAGCAAAAGAAGGAGAUAUAGUUACUAUUUACAAGGACAAAUUACCACGACAAUCCUGGAAAAUGGGAAGAAUUGUGAAACUACUGAAAGGAAGAGACGGAAUUAACCGUGCUGCAAUCGUGAAAACUACUACUAAGGAAGGAAAACCAUCACAACUGAGAAGACCAUUAACAAGGUUGUAUCCGAUAGAAGUUCAAGCCAAGAAAAUUGAAGAAGAUGUUCAGCAUAUCGAGCAAUUACCAGUAAAGUUUGUGGAUGAAAGCAAAAUUGACAUUGUCAACACUUGUUAA